This is a messenger RNA of Pochonia chlamydosporia 170, 762 nucleotides long. RefSeq lists its product as hypothetical. Bases 1 to 762 code for a protein of 253 amino acids. The record is from RefSeq and is a predicted model, not a curated record. The transcript has a single exon. Lineage: Eukaryota; Fungi; Ascomycota; Sordariomycetes; Hypocreales; Clavicipitaceae.
AUGUCCAAACGAACCGUCUUCACAACCGUCACCCCCCUCCCCCUCGGGCUCACCCGCGACGCAGCAGUCGCCUUCCUCCACGACCACAUCCAAAUGAUUGACCUCAACCCGCUCAUCAAGGAACGUCACCGCAUCCCGCCGCCCAGCCACGCGCCCGACGAGGAACUCGCCUGCGUGUGGUACUCCCUCACCGACAAGGUGUCCUACCUCCCCGGCGGCCUCGCCUCCAGCGACGUCACCUACACAGCAGCCUUCCACGACCUCACCCGCGGCAUCCAGACGCACUGCUAUGCGCCCAUGGGCGUCGAAACACGCUCCAAGUGGUCCAUCGGGGGGAACAUGCCGGGCGAGCCAGCCGAGCCGAUAGAGCUGGGCCUCGGCGCCCCCUCGACGGGACUGUACCUACGGGAGGAUGUCGAUCUACGGUGCAACAUCUUCAUGGCGGGCUUUGUGAAGAAGACGAUCAAGAAGAGCCACUCUACGCUUGUGGAUCGACUUCACGAGCUGGCAAGGAAACUUGCCAAGAACGGGGCAUCGACGGGCGUACAGAAGGAUAAGAUACUGCCUAGUUUUGCGUGGCAGCGUGAUAAUAACAUCCAGGGCCAUGGGAGGAACGCCAGCAGUCCGACAUUGACGAGUGGUGUGAGUCCGUUUCAUGAUCGGCCGCUGCCGCCUACACCACCUGCUGAGCUGGACGAUGCAAAGGUUCUGCCGUCAUAUCAUCCCUUUGGACAGCAACCACAAGCUGCGGAACUUCAAUAA